Messenger RNA from Nothobranchius furzeri (turquoise killifish), 2522 nucleotides. RefSeq lists its product as uncharacterized. Lineage: Eukaryota; Metazoa; Chordata; Actinopteri; Cyprinodontiformes; Nothobranchiidae. Gene Ontology annotation, molecular function: DNA-binding transcription factor activity, RNA polymerase II-specific; RNA polymerase II cis-regulatory region sequence-specific DNA binding; protein dimerization activity. Gene Ontology annotation, cellular component: RNA polymerase II transcription regulator complex. Gene Ontology annotation, biological process: regulation of transcription by RNA polymerase II. The record is from RefSeq and is a predicted model, not a curated record.
GUGAAGUACUUCCGGGUUAGAGUGUAACCAACAGGCGGCAGAGCUUUGCAUUAGCCAAGUGCCAGAAAGUUUGUUGUCGGUCCUUCGUCUUAUGUUCCGUUGGCUCUGGUUCUGAUUCGGACCGGAGGAGCGGGCCAUAACGAUGGAGAAGUGUAUGGUUUCUGGGUGUCCGAACCGUGCGAGCCUAAAUAACCGGGCUGUGCUGAACCGACCACCGAAGAGGUUCUUUAAGUUCCCCAAAGACCCGGCCCGUGUAAAGGUGUGGCUCGCAGCGCUGAGGGAGAUGGAGAAGGACCCUUCAGAGCAGCAUCUCAUCUGUGAAGACCACUUCCUGCCAGAGGACAUCUCCAGAAAUGGGAUCAAGAACGAUUCCAUUCCCCUCAUGCCCCCCUACCUGGAUGGACUUCGGAGUCUGAUGAGCCCCUGGGUCAGAGAGCCCCUCCAGGAGGAGGAGCAGUGGCUCUCCAUGGACUGGGAUGGUGAUGAUGAAGAGGAAGCUUCUGCAGCAGCAGGUCCACCACAGCAGAACCCAGAUGUAGGUCAGAAAGAUCCACCAGGACCUCAAACCAGCAGUGAUUUGCUGAGUCGGAGGGAGACCUCUGGUUUGAUCACAGAUACUCCUCUGUCUCUGCUGACUCGGGGUUUCCUGGAGCUGCUGAUGGAGUCACCAGACGCCUCUGUGGAUAUCGUGGAGGUGGAAGCGAGCCUGCAGAGCCCCGCCCACAGAGUCCAGAAAGUCAUCAGCAUCCUGCGCAGUCUGGGCCUCGUCCAGAAGGAGUCGGAGUGCCGGGUCAAGUGGACAGGAACCACCUCCAUCUUCAGCUUCCUGUGGAGGACUCCUCUGAAGUUCCUGAGCUCUCUGGAGAAGCUGAAGCAGGUGGAGAACCAGCUGGAUGGACUCCUCAAAAGCUGCUCCCAGCAGCUCUUUGGCCUUACCGACGACCCGGAGAAUGCUCCGUUGGCCUACGUGACGAUCCAGGACGUCGCUCGUCUGGAAGACUUCCAGGAUCAGACGCUGAUUGCCAUCCGAGCUCCGUCAGAGACCAAACUCAACAUUCCUCCUCCUGAUAAGAAGGAGACCCGGAUGCAUCUGAUGUCGUGCAACGGUGAGAUCAGGGUUCUGACCUGUGACUUAGGCUCAGGAGGCCCUUUGACCUCUGACCCCAAAGGCAGCAGCGGGGAGUUCACGACGCUGGAGAGGAGUCGGGUCAAGACGUACUUGCUCCACCGAGUCCGGCCCACCAUUUCAGUCAACAAUGCAGGAAGUGGGAUAAAGUGGAAAACUAGAAAACCAGAGAACAUUGGACUGCGGUGCCAAUCGACCGUCUGUGAGAAGUCUGCUAAGCUCCAGUGCAGCUCCUUCAGAGAGGUGGAUAGAGAGUGGAUCUUCAGGAACUUCUGGGAUGUGCUGAACUGGGACCAGCGGAUUCAGGUCGUACGCAGCCUAGUGGACGUUGUCCCCGUCCAGAGGAGACCGGGAGCCGUGCCCGGCAGACGGGAGUUCACUUUUCAUUUCAACCUGAGACAUGGUGAGCAGAGACGGAGGGUGUGUAAGGUUCUGUUCCUGGCCACGCUGGGAGUCAAUGAGUGGUUCGUCCUGAAAUGGGUCCAAGGAAAAUCCAAAAGCAAAGGAAAACCAGAUCACGACACUAAGCAGGAAUGCAACCCUACAGGAGAAAGAAUGGAGAUGAUUCCAACUGAACCUUCAGCACAGAUGCUGUGAUCCGGGAUUCCAAGGCCAAUACCGGUCUCCAGCUUCAGAUUAACUGUAUCCUACCGAUCCGGGUUUCCAGGGCCAAUACCGGUUUCCGGCUUCAGAACUACUGUAUCCUACCGAUCCGGGUUUCCUGGGCCGAUACCGGUCUCAAACUUCAGAACUGCUGUGUCCCACCGAUCUGGGUUUCCUGGGCCGAUACCGGUCUCAAACUUCAGAACUGCUGUGUCCCACCGAUCUGGGUUUCCUGGGCCGAUACCGGUCUCAAACUUCAGAACUGCUGUGUCCCACCGAUCUGGGUUUCCUGGGCCGAUACCGGUCUCAGGCUUCAGAAUUGCUGUGUCCCACCGAGCCGGGUUUGUCUUUAACAUGGUGUUUUAUUGAUUUUGUAAGUAAGAACUUCCGCAUGGGCGGUGUGUCGUUUCGGUGGGGGGGGGGGGAUCGGCACAAUCAGCUGGUCAGUAUUAAAACUGACCGAUACCAACCUGACUGGUUUCUUCGGUGCAUUUCCACUGGAGGCGUGUCAGACUGAACCCAGUUCCUCGGCCCGGGAGUCUCCUAUCGUUAUAUCCAUGUAAACGCUCCACAGGAAGUAAACCAGGUCUGAAACCCAGUUUCACAGCUGCUUACCUGUCUGAGUCAGGAAGCAGGUGGAUGGACUGUUUCAAAUGUGGAAGGAGUCUGUCUCCGCAGUAGCAAUGCAUCAUGGGAAGGAAGGAUGGGGAAAGACUGCAGUGGGACCGAUGUGAGCGGGUUCUGAUCCUGAAAAUUAGUUUUUUGUAUUUUAAAUAAAAAGUUCUAAAACACA